This is a messenger RNA of Vidua macroura (Pin-tailed whydah), 4581 nucleotides long. RefSeq names its product tRNA selenocysteine 1-associated protein 1-like. Gene Ontology annotation, molecular function: RNA binding. The transcript is spliced from 9 exons. The coding region runs from base 329 to 1105 and encodes 258 amino acids. Lineage: Eukaryota; Metazoa; Chordata; Aves; Passeriformes; Viduidae. The record is from RefSeq and is a predicted model, not a curated record.
GGCGGCAGAGGCCGCGGAGAGGCCGCCCCGCCCCCGCAACGCGCUUUAAGAGCCCCGGCGGUGGCCGGAACCGCGGCUGCGGACGGGCGAGACGUGAAAAGGUGAACGUUGGACAGGGAGGCGUACAAAACCGGUUUUGCAUAAAAGUUGGUGAUAAUCGACUGAGAAGCAUCACUUGAUAGCCUCCUGAUAGCCUCUUGCAACAAGAGCACUCCGUCGUGCGUGCCAUCAUCCAUCAGGUCCUCACGAGUGAAAAGUGCUGAAGGAGUGUAAUAAAUUGAACCUGUGCUGUUAUACUGGUCAAGAAAGACAGACGACAGUUUGAACCAUGGCAAGCCAGGACUUGAUGGCAAAAAAAAGAGAAUGUCUCCAGGCCUACAGCUGGUGGAGAACACCGCAGAAGAAACGGAAGAAAAAGAACAAAAUAAAACCAGGAAGAAUAGAGUUUGUCCCUAGUAGUACUAACACAACCAGACCAGAUUAUUCAAUAUUUGUUGGGGAGCUGACUCCAGAAGUAGAUGAUUUUCAGCUCUAUGACUAUUUCCUAAAGAGGUACCCUUCAUGUAUUGACUGCAAAAUAGCAACAGACCUGCUGGGAUAUUCCAGAGGGUAUGCCUUUGUCAGAUUUGGUGAGCAAGGUGAUCAGAUGAGGGCACUGCAAGACUGCCAGAAUGCACCGGGUCUGGGGGGAAAACGAAUCCGGCUGAGCAUAGGAAUUUCUAAAAGACUGAAAGCAGAAUUCCAGCGGUACCAGUCAUACAACUAUAAUGAUUAUUAUCAAGAUUAUCAGAACUACUAUUCACAGUGGAAUUACGAUCCUUAUGCUGACUACAACUACAGCUCCUAUACUCCCUAUGAUAGCAUGCAAGCUGUUGGAGACUGCUCUUUAGGAGAUGCUGUUAUGGCUCCAGCUGUUUUUGAGGAAGCUUCAGCUAUGACUGAAAUCAAUGAUGACCUAAUAACUGAAGAUCCACAGCUGUACUUGGAUGUUGAUGAAAUGAACAGACAAUUUAUGGAGACAAGUGAAGAACUCUAUGAUGCCCUCAUGAAUUGUCACUGGCAGCCUCUGGAUACGGUCACUUCUGACAUCCCCUCUGCUAUUUAAGUGUCUUACAUAGCGUGACCGUUAAGACCAAGGUGCUAAAAUUACAUUUCUUCUACAUUACUCUAGAUUAUAAGUUUUAAAGCACAAUGAUAGGUUGGGGUUUUUUUUUUGGCUAUGCUUUUGGCAGUUUCUGUAAUUUUUUUUUUUUUUUUGUUCAUCACUUGGAGCAUCUUGAAAUCAUGUAAAUAUUCUAGAAAUGUAAAGAGUUCAAUGGGGGUCUAAAGAUAGACUUGCCUGUGUAAAUAAAAUUUUGUUUCUGCAAACUGGCCAGCAAGAGAUUUUACUUACAUAUGCGAAACAUCUUCUCUUCUGGCUUGUGGAGUUUAGCUGGAGGCAGUAGGGGUAUUUCACCUGUCUUUGGUAUGGGCGUCAGUACUAGCAAGAACUAGCUCUCACAUACUUCCAAGACACCUAGGCAAUCUUACAAGGUCUUAAUCUUAACAUGCUGUACAGUUUUAACAUACAGAAGGGUAAACUUGGAGCUGCUGUAGCUGCAAACAUUCCAAAGACUAAGGAUGAUACCUACUGAUAAUUUUAUUUCUGCCCUUCUUGUUCGUGUUUUCAUCUGACCUUUUACAGCAAAUAAACUGGUGUAAUAUAAUACCUGUUCUUACACAUAAAAAUCCUUGGAGGAAACCCUGUGGUUUAAAGAAGGAAGAAAAACCCAUCAGGAUUUAAAGUAUCAUAGUAUCCUCUUCAACUAAGUUCCGCCCUAUUCUAAACAUCUGUUAUUUGUCCAGUCUUCAUACUCAGAUGUUUCAUAGUGAUGAGGUUUAUAACAUUUUAGGAUGACAGUUCUCAGUAUUCAAGUCAAAAGAGGUUAGGGGAAAUUGCAAUGAAGAAAGUUCUACUUUAAGAUAGCAACUUGUGAGUGGCUUCCUCUGAACUGUUCUUCCCUGAAAGGGUAUAAAGUAUUUUCCAGUCAUAGGGACAGCUUAAGCUCCUGUUACUACUUAAUGUACUCAAUGAAAUAAAUUCAGGCUGGAAACAAAAGAAUACUUUUAGAAGAGAAAAAGGUAGAAAUUUUCAUAUAGCUAAUACACGUGAAAGCUACUGAAGCUACUCAAGGCAUUUUGAUACUGAUGUGUGUUUUGGGGGCAGUCUAAACCAUAAUUGCUAGGGUGGCAGGUUUUUUUUUUUUAAUGACUUAAUUACAUUCAAGUGGUGGUCAUAUCCUGUAUGCUGUUCUUAAACGUGAAACUAGUACUGCAUUGCAGAGUGAUGACUUGGCACAGCAGGUCCCUUCUACCUGCUCAUCAGAAUCUCCCUCUUUUCACAGUUUAAUUUCAGCUGGGAUUUUUUUUUUAAGUCCCACCCAUGAAAUACAGAUGCUCUAAACUGGAAAGGUCUUUUGGUGUGAUACAGGCACUUCAUGCUUUCUGAAUUUUGUGCAUUGUGUAUGUAGAAAGAGAGAAAACAAAAGCUCUUCUUUUAGGCAGGGAGACAACUAUCACAGUCUUAGAAUGCUUCCCUGCUUUGGAGAGAACUAGUUGCCAAGUGGCUGAAAACUGAGAUUUUGUACAUGAAUGUUUCUCUGGUGUGAACUGGUUAGUCUUUGGAGGGUCACAGUAGGGAGAUUAAUAAUGGGAAUGUGACAGAAAGUGGAAUAAAUGAAGCAAAGGGAAUCUGGAUGGGGAAGGGAACUGUGCGUCUGUAUAGAAUUGUUUCACAGGAUUGCAGAAGGGAGGAAGCUCAAGAUAAUAGAUGCAGGCCCAUUGAAUUUGGAUGUGAGUGUGUUAAACUUUCAAAACCAUGCUGGAUUUGAUGUCACUUCAGUUGUAGUGCACAGUUGUGGUGCUUGAGCUUGGUAGUACAAACCAGUUGCUAGACAAAGGAUUUUGUAUCUAGCAAGCACCAUCAUCACAAGCUGGAAGAUUAUAACCCAGGUACAGACCUAGAAACUUCCUGCUUUGAAGUGCAUAUCCUGCUUUGCAUAGCAUUACCUAACACCAUACUUUACCUGUAGCAAGUAAUUUCUGGAAACCUUUAAUUGUGUUAUCAGAUACUGAGGGUACAUGUUGGCUUGGUAGAAAUACUAUAGGGUAUCCACUGAUUCUUAGCUUUUGGGAGGUUGAUCCAUGUGUGAAUGAUGUAAUAAGGAAUCCAUGUGGUUAUGUGAUUUCAGUUUGAUCAGCACUGUAUCACCACAGCACAUAAACCUCAGAGUCUGUAGUCACCAUAUUUAUGCAGAUUUUAUAUCUUAGCAAGGUUUCCACACUGUGCAUUAGAGACUGUUUUCAGACAUGCACCUUCUGUUCUGGGCUGCGAAGUACCCGUAUAGUGAAAAUACUGUUUAUGAAAUGUAGUGAAAGAGGUUGUUUGGGCCAUUAAUUGUGCAAACCUGAGAAAUGUUGGGGAAUAUAUUUUCUUCAGUCAGCACAGAAUAAAAGUGAGGUGAAGAAGGGAGUCUGCUGGUUGCAGCCUGUGUGAGACUGUUUUAAAUAGCUCUCUGACUUAGUUUUCUGUCUCCUGAGCCUUUCUAGUCUAUACUGCUUACCAGUUAGGAGUGCAUAUAUGGGAUCAAGAUACUGUGUGCAGCAUGUUCUUUAUUGUAAAUGCACACUGAAAAAACUUCUGUAUUGGUGUAAGCACAAAUUUGGGAAAAAGUGAGUGCAUCAGAUCUGCUGGCAUUCAUUGCUGAGACUUUUAACUGAGGAAACUUCCAGCACUGGUCCAGCUACUGCCUGAAUUAGCAAGCCUACACAAAGGCCUGAACAUGUCCGUGAUACAGAUGCCUGCUCUCAGUUCUAUAAAGAGCUAAUUGCAGUAGAAACAUUUAAAAAAAAAAAGUAUUGGGACCAAUGUUUUGAACACUACGCUAUUUCACUUUGGUUGUGUUUUGUCUGUUUUGCCCAGCUGAAAUGUUGUGGGGUUUUUUAAGUCUGAUGAAAGGUUUUUUUUGAAGAAUAUCUAGUAUUGGUUUUAUAAACUUAUCAUUGUACCUAGCUGUGAUAGAUAGUGCCUUUACCUAAAACCCACUUAUUUCUUGAAGAAGAGUAAUGUUUUUGUUUUCCACUUCUCUGAACAGAAAAGCUUUAGUACCAUGGUUUGAGGGGCUAAUGAUCCUGCAGUCAGUGAACAGGGACAUAAAAACAGGCUAAAAACCAGUGAAGACUGAAAAGUGUUCAAAAAGGUUAAAUGGUACUUAAGCCGUGAAUGUUUCUUUUUGCAGGGAUGCUCUUGGACCAACAGCUUCUUUCUAGUGCUACCUCAAAGUAACUUGCAGAUAUAACUCACAGGGAAGAUUGAUCAAAUGGUGAUGAUCACUAUCAUUCUGCUGGACAUAUAUAUAUAUUUGCCUUUUGUUUUGUCUCAUUUUUAAUGACACUUAUUUAACUUCAGUGACUCAUGUCAAUAGACAUUGUUUGACUACAUCAACAAGUACUUCUGACUCAUGAGUUUCUUUAAAGGUAUGUCACCAUAUGAAAACUGUUCUAAAUAGGUAAAAUAAGUAAAUAAAGCAGCACUUGAAUUUA